AUGCGGGCGGCGCCGAGGAGCAUGGCAACGUGGGCGUCGUGGCCGCAGGCGUGCAUCUUGCCGGGGACCUUGCUCUUGUGCUCCCACUCCACCGCCUCCUGCGAGCAGGAUAAAGAAGAAGAGGAGGAAGAGGAGGAUGAGGAGGAUGAAGAAGAGGAGAAAAUGGAGGAUGAAGAAGAGGCGAAAGAGGAGGAGGAAGAGGAUAAAGAAGAAGAGGAGAAAGUGGAGGAUGAAGAAGAGGCGAAAGAGGAGGAGGAAGAGGAUGAAGAAGAAGAGGAAGAGGAGAAAGAAGAUGAGGAGGGAGAGGAAGAGGAGGUAG
Spirodela intermedia is the source of this 319-nucleotide messenger RNA. The record is from the annotation of a GenBank genome assembly. Lineage: Eukaryota; Viridiplantae; Streptophyta; Magnoliopsida; Alismatales; Araceae.